Apiotrichum porosum is the source of this 1449-nucleotide messenger RNA. RefSeq lists its product as uncharacterized. The transcript has a single exon. NCBI's taxonomy places the organism in Eukaryota, Fungi, Basidiomycota, Tremellomycetes, Trichosporonales, Trichosporonaceae. Gene Ontology annotation, cellular component: mitochondrion. The record is from RefSeq and is a predicted model, not a curated record. The coding region runs from base 1 to 1449 and encodes 482 amino acids.
AUGCUUGCCGCCGUCUUUGAGCGCAGGCUCGCAGCAUCAGUCCCUGCUGCCAGGAGAAUGGCACUGGGAGCCCGCUACUACACUGCCGAGUCCGAAUCGGGUCCGUCCACGCAUGCCGAGACGUCUACGGCGCCGUCGACCUCGUCCGAGUCGCCUGACACGCCCUCUUCCUCCACCCCCUCGUCGUCCUCAUCCACUUCGGGCCCCUCCGACUCAUCGUCCCUUCUGAGCAAUUGGGACGACAAUAAUGACAAGGCCUCGGUUGAAGCAGCUUUUGACAAGCUGUUUGACGCGAGCGAUGCCGUCAAGCCCACGCCCCGCAAGAGCUACUUUGACGGCCUGAACGACUUUGACGACGACCAGCCUGCCCGUCCCUCAUCCUACAAGCGGGAACCGACUCCUCAAGUCGUCAAUUCGUUGUGGGACCGUGUCAUCAAGACACCUUCGGCCAUCAUGCACGCGUCGCCCAUGACGGCCAAGAAGCUUGAACCCCUGCUCGCGCGUUCCACCCCGUCCCCACAGCGUAACCUGCGCGGCACGCGUGUCAACGUGCACCGUAGCAAGGGCCAGACGCCGUCCGAGGCCGCAAUGAUGAGCGAAUCGCUCCUCAACAUCUUCAGCCACCUGCAGGACCGCACUCUCCACGGCGCCAAGCCAUCGCGUAUCGAGGAGAUGUUGCUGGGUCAGGCAAGGCCGGCGACCGCCAACCGUCGUGCAGCAGACGACAAGCCCGACACUCUCCGCGCCGUGGACGCUCUCAAGGAGGAGCUUUCCAUGCUCCUGACCACGCCCGAGGUCCUUGCGUUUGCCAAGGAGAAGCUCUUCUCUCACGGCGCAGGCGGGGCGGCCGUCGACUUUGGCAUUCCAAAGACGUAUCCGUACAUGGUUGCCGAGGUGAUGCGCCACCUGCGUAUCCAGCUCAACAACCCACACCUCGCCCUCGCCGUGUUUGAGCACGCGCGCACACUCUCCCCGCAGUCGUACCUCCAGGGAUGCCAGACCAAGGCCUACAACGAAAUCCUCGCCACGCGGUGGGACUCGUUCCGCGACCUGCGCGGUGUGGCUGACGCCAUCCGCGAGAUGGAGGCCAUGAUCAUCCACUGGGACCGCGACACGCAGCGCAUUGUCGACCAUGUCAUCAGCACAGUCGGCAACGACCUGCAGCAAGGGUCGGCCGCCCAGCGUUGGGGCAGUGACGUCAACGUCAUCCUCUCCGGCCUCGAGCACCACUUUGAAAAGGACACGCAGAAGCAGGACGUGUUCCAUGACCGCAGGGUGGCGGUCAAGCGCUUCGAGCGCCAGGAGGCCAGGCAGCAGUUCCACGCAGCAGAGACCGGUCGCUCAGGCCCUCGCGGUCCUGGCAACGGAUAUGGCGGCAACGGUGGCCGCGACUAUGGCCAUGACGGCGAGCGCAGGAACGCUGGCAACUAUAGCAACUUCAACUUUUAG